This is a messenger RNA of Cyphellophora europaea CBS 101466, 585 nucleotides long. RefSeq lists its product as uncharacterized. Gene Ontology annotation, cellular component: cytosol. The record is from RefSeq and is a predicted model, not a curated record. The coding region runs from base 1 to 585 and encodes 194 amino acids. Lineage: Eukaryota; Fungi; Ascomycota; Eurotiomycetes; Chaetothyriales; Cyphellophoraceae. The transcript has a single exon. Gene Ontology annotation, molecular function: transaminase activity; pyridoxal phosphate binding.
AUGGCUCAAUCGACAGCUGUAUUUCAUCGGUCUCUCGAGAAAGCCUACCCAACGGCAGUGGCUGGACAAGGUGUCUAUCUCGGGACGGAUGACGGUCGGAAGAUCAUCGACGGGAGCUCUGGCGCCGCUGUCUCAUCCAUCGGGCAUGGGAAUGCGGAAGUCGUAGAGGCGAUCUGUGAACAGGCGCGAAAUCUCGCUUUCGCCCACUCGUCCUUCUUCACGUCGGAUCCGGCAGAGGACCUUGCCAGAGUUCUGAUUGACAGCAGCGACAGUGCAUUCUCUAAUGCUCUGUUCUUGUCGUCGGGGUCCGAGGCAGUUGAGUCCGCGUUGAAGCUUGCACGGCAAUACCACAUCUUCAAUGGCGAGCCGGAGCGCGUCCAUUUUAUUGGUAGGAUGAACGCAUAUCAUGGCAACACACUCGGUGCGCUAGCAGCGGGCAACAACCCUGCGAGAAGAGCGGCUUUCCAUCCGAUGCUGUCGACCCGGUUUCGCCACGUCAGCCGAUGCUUCUACCAGAAGGACGGCCAAGGGCGGUCGGAAGCCGAAUACGAAGAUUUCCUGAUCACGGAGCUGGAGAUAAGAUAG